AUGAACAUUGCAAACUCUCCAAUAAGAGGAUGGACGGAUUAAACCAGGUCUCUCUUUGUGGAUGGAUGGAAUAAACAUGGUCUCUCUUUCUCUCUCUCACAUACGCACUCUUCAAGUGUGCAAAAAAUGGAUACCCGUCUUUUGCUUCUGUUCUUCCUCUCGCUCCUCUUUUUCUCCAUUGCAGACUCCUCCUCCUUGCCCAGAGUUGCAAUGCAAGGCUUUCAGAAGGGUGAUCUUCUUCAAGUAAGAGUAACCAAUCUAUCAUCAAGAAAGACACGACUUCCAUAUGAUUAUUAUUUCCUGAAUUACUGCAAACCUGAUCUGAAUAUGAACAACAAUGAGAACUCUGUUUAUACUCAUGGAUUCUCACUCAGUUUUGAAUGAGAGAAGACGAAUCAUGCAAAAUCUCUUGCCGGGUAAAGCUUGAUCGUGAAUCCACAGAAAAUUUCAAGGAGAUGAUUCAAAAUGAAUAAAGGGUGAAUAUGUGAGUUGUUAAUAUUUCCUCAAUUGCUCUUGAACAGUCUUUCUGUUUUUAUACUGUUUGUCAUGCCUUCAUUUCUUGUGGUUUGUUUUUGUGGCCAUGACUCUAAGUAGAUAGUUACCAUGGGGAGCUUUUUAAACACACGGAAAUAAUAGGGUUAGCCAUUCUUCUGAAUGGAUUACACAGGAUGUUAGAUAAUGUUCCUGUUUCAGUUCACCAUCGAGGUAGAGAUGGAAUUCAAACUGCAAUAUGCAUGCAUGGUUUUCAUGUUGGAUUCAUGGGCAGCUAUUUUGGGGUGAGUCCAAUUGGGCUUAUUUUGCUUUUUCCAUGUUAUUGACGUGUUUGAUAUUUAAUUCAUUUCAUUCACCUCCCAUACAGAGCAACUAUGAGAAGUACUUUAUCAAUAACCACUUGCAUUUCAAAGUCAUUUAUCACAAAGAUGUCAAGACCAAUGCUGAGCAUAUUGUUGGUUUCGAGGUUAUCCCGUACAGUGUGAAUCAUGAGUACCUGCUGCCUUGGGAAGAAGGCAAGAGCUUGAUUACAUGCAAUUCGAGAACCAAACAAAUUGACCUAGCCAGCUCUAUACCUCAGAAUUUGGCAGAAGAUAAGAAGGUUAUAUUCACCUAUGAUGAUACCUUCCAGGAAGCCGAUGCUACCCAGGCAUUGACACUCAUGUCAGUAUUGAGCUUGUAUAGGGGAGCAUCAGAUACGGCAUUAAUCGGGACAUAGACCUGGAACACUUGUGCAAUCUUUUAGUAAGUAAUUAAUAACUAAGAAAAAUAGAUAUAGAAAAGUACAAGGAAUGAAGGACAGAUGUAAAAAGUUAUAAAAUUUAAUAACAGACAAAAAAUUUCAGAGCUACUUUGACUUUAUAUUCAUUCUAGAUCUUUACCAGACUAUUUCUUUUGUCUGUUCAUUGUUAGAUCUUGUAGGUUGUGAUGGAAGAUUGGAUCCAAAUGUUAGAGACGAACUACUUAUGAGAUAGGAAUGGAAUUGUUUUUUG
Molecule: messenger RNA, 1484 nt
Organism: Amborella trichopoda
Lineage: Eukaryota; Viridiplantae; Streptophyta; Magnoliopsida; Amborellales; Amborellaceae
Source: RefSeq, a predicted model, not a curated record